Molecule: messenger RNA, 2312 nt
Organism: Phragmites australis (common reed)
Lineage: Eukaryota; Viridiplantae; Streptophyta; Magnoliopsida; Poales; Poaceae
Product: AP2-like ethylene-responsive transcription factor SMOS1
Exons: 10
Coding region: 263-1705 (480 amino acids)
Biological process (GO): regulation of DNA-templated transcription
Molecular function (GO): DNA-binding transcription factor activity; DNA binding
Source: RefSeq, a predicted model, not a curated record
UCAGAAACCAACCAACCGCGCCCGGAAGUCGCGUCGACCGACUAAACUCGAUCCAUCAGACCAUUCUCGAGAACCGCACCGUUGCCGUUCGAAGAAACGACGACGGACCGAUCCGAUCCCCCGUGCCCAUGUCCCUUUCCGCCGGCGGGCCCGACCGAGUCUUGAAGUCAUCAAAAUCGCGCGAAGUCAUCAAUGCCGCAUCCUCGGAUUCCCCUGGCGCCCCCUGUCGCCUGUCUCCGCGUGUGCCGGCCCAUUGGGCUCCAUGCGUCCCUACCCCCUUCCCGUCUUCCCACACGGCCCCACCCAGCUCCACUCCACGCGAACCGAGGCCGCCCCUCCCCCUUCCAUUUCAAAUCCCACCACCACGCCGCCCCAAACGGUCGCUCGUUGCGCCCCUCGGUUUGGUUCGGCCCCGCCCCGACUGACCGACCGAUCGAUCGAUCCGGCGGAGGGCGCCAUGGCCUCCCCCAACCCCGCUGCGCCCGACGCGGCGGGGCUGCUGAGGCCGGAGGCCGUGGCGGGCCCGGCGGGAGGCGAGGGCUCCACGUUUGGCUCGGGGGUGACCGCGGCGGUCGCGGGGGAGCAGGCGCCGAGGAGGGUCUUGGCGGCGCGGAAGGAGCGCGUAUGUACGGCCAAGGAGCGCAUCAGCCGCAUGCCGCCCUGCGCUGCCGGGAAGCGGAGCUCCAUCUACCGCGGCGUCACCCGGCAUAGGUGGACAGGUCGAUAUGAGGCUCACCUCUGGGACAAAAGCACAUGGAAUCAGAAUCAGAACAAAAAGGGGAAACAAGUAUAUUUAGGUGCAUAUGAUGAUGAAGAGGCUGCAGCAAGAGCCUAUGAUCUUGCUGCAUUAAAAUACUGGGGAGCUGGAACACAAAUAAAUUUUCCAGUCUCUGAUUAUGCGAGAGACCUUGAAGAGAUGCAGAUGAUCUCCAAGGAGGACUAUCUUGUGUCUCUUAGGAGAAAGAGCAGCGCCUUCUCAAGGGGUUUACCAAAAUAUCGUGGGCUUCCUAGACAACUGCAUAAUUCCAGAUCAGAUAAUUCUUUGGGACAUCUACUCGGCAAUGACUACAUGAACCUUAGUUGUGGUAAGGAUAUCUCGUUGGAUGGAAAGUUUGCAGGAAGCUUUGGUUUAGACAGGAAAAUUGAUCUUACAAAUUACAUUCGGUGGUGGCUACCCAAAAAGACACGGCAGUCGGAUACAUCUAAAGCAGAAGAGAUUGCUGAUGAAAUCCGAGCUAUUGAAAGUUCGAUGCAACGGACUGAACCGUAUAAGUUGCCUUCCCUUGGCCUCUGUUCUCAUUCAAAGCCCUCUUCAGUGGGCUUAUCAGCGUGUAAUAUAUUAUCUCAGUCUGAUGCCUUCAAAAGCUUCUUGGAGAAGUCUACAAAAUUAUCUGAAGAAUGUACUCUCAGCAAAGAAAUGGUUGAAGGAAAGGCUGUUGCCUCGGUACCUGCUACUCGACUUGAUACAGCAACAGUUAAUAUUAACAUGAAUGAGUUGCUAGGGCAAAGAGUUCCUUACACAACGGUGCCUGUUAUGCCUACACCAAUGAAGAGUACCUGGAGCCCUGCUAAUCCAUCGGUGGACCCUCUUUUUUGGAGCAACUUCAUAUUGCCAUCGAGUCAACCUGUUACGAUGGCGACAAUAACAACAACGUUUGCAAAGAAUGAGGUAAGUUCAAACGACCCAUUCCGGAGCCAAGAGUGACCGUACAAGCUUAUGAAAGCAGGAUAUUUUAUCUUGGCAAAUCAAUGACAACAUCCUGUGCUUCGUCAAGAUUACUUUUGCACAGCUUUUGAUGUCGUGACUCAUGAGCAAUACUCCUUGUGUAUCGAUACUUCAUAGGACAUGAAUAGAAGGUAAGACAAGUACAAGAAUAGUUAUGUAAUAUACAGUGGUGAGUUCCCUGAAAGUGAUAUUUAGUUGUAGAGCUGUCUGUACAUAUUGCGGUGGUUGUUCCAACUACAAGGCUCAACAGAUUUGAGGACAAGAUCCGACAAAAUGAUGUGAAUUUUUAUGCUAAAUUAAUUAUUUUUUACAAAUAUUUCCACUGUAUGUUUGGAGUGAAACAAACGGUAUGGCUGCAUAAUUCCGUUGAUAACUUUACAACAAAACUAUGAGGUUUAACCGUGAAUUAAUGUAUACAUAGAAAACUUAAGAAGGAGACUAGCCUUAGAAAACUUAAGGAGACUAGCCAAUGGGGCGGCAGUGGUUCCAUAGAGAUUUUGAUCAAAUAAUUUCAUGUUUUAGAGUGGUCUUUUACAAGUUUAAGAGAAGUUUCACCCCCAAGUAUAUGUAACGAGGUAUUGAGAAG